This is a messenger RNA of Populus trichocarpa (black cottonwood), 822 nucleotides long. RefSeq names its product probable leucine-rich repeat receptor-like protein kinase IMK3. The record is from RefSeq and is a predicted model, not a curated record. Gene Ontology annotation, biological process: protein phosphorylation. Lineage: Eukaryota; Viridiplantae; Streptophyta; Magnoliopsida; Malpighiales; Salicaceae. Gene Ontology annotation, molecular function: ATP binding; protein kinase activity.
AUGGGAAAGAGCACUUAUGGGACUGUCUAUAAGACCACAUUAAAGGAUGGGAAUCAAGUUGCAGUGAAAAGAUUAAGAGAAAAGAUCUCAAAGGGCCAGAAAGAAUUCGAAAACGAGGUUGAUGUGCUCGCUAGAGGACCUGAUACGCCAAUUGAUUGGCAAACAAGAAUGCAAAGAGCACAGGGCAUGACGCGUGGCCUGUUCUACCUGCACGACAAUGAGAAUAUCAUACAUGGGAACCUUGUAUCAAGCAAUGUCCUUCUUGAUGAGCACAAAAAUGCAAAAAUUGCAGAUUAUGGACUAUCCCGGCUAAUGACAGCUGCUGCCAACACUAAUGUAAUUGCAACUGCAGAAGCAUUAGGAUAUCAAGCACCAGAGCUUUCAAAGCUUAAGAUAGCAAAAACACAAAAACAGAUGUGUACAGCCUUGGAGUGUACUUUGGAACUUCUUACCGGGAAGUCUCCUGGUGAGCCAAUGAAUGGUGUGGAUUUGCCUCAACGGAUUGCCUCUAUUGUCAAAGAAGAGUGGACUAAUGAAGUUUUUGUCUUGGAAUUGAUGAAAGAUGCCUCAAUAAUCGGUGAUAAGUUGCUUACCACAUUGAAAUUGGCUUUGCAUUGUGGUGAUCCCUCACCUUCAACACGACCAGAAGUUCAACAAGCUCAGCAAUUGGAAGAGAUUAGACCAGAGACAGCUUUAAGUCCCGGACCUUCCAGAGAUGAUGAUGCAGGGGUUCCUUCAACAAAUGGGGAAGGGACUCCAGAAAUGGGGUUACUUAUUUGGUGGCCAGAGAGUUUAGGAAAUAGAAGGGGUUCUCCCAAUUGA